AUGGAUCCAGACGCAGACGACGGAGCGGCCGUCAUGCAAGCAAUGGGAUUUUCAUCCUUCGGCGCGCAAGACAGACCGCAGAAGAAGAGAAGAUGCAGCUCCGCGGAAGACGACGACAACAACAACAACAACAACAACAACAACACGCGGUUUUCGCAGCCUGGACGCGCUCGCGAUGCCCCAACGGGAUCCAACUCUGUCCCGGCUGGGAAACCACAAGCAGGAGAAUCCAACGCCAAGCCGUCGACCAACACGCUCGAGAUUGAUCUGGGCGGAGAUGACGACGAGAAUGAGCGAUGCCAGGAGGCAAGGCCACCUUUGGCGCAAGCUUGCGGAGAAACCCUGGCCCAAAAGGUGGGAAAUCAUGCUGCAGGACUGCCGGCCCGUCCCAUCCCAUUGACGGGAUCUGCUGCAUCAACUUCGCAUCCGCCUCACAAACGUCCACAUGGGCUUUGGUAUGAGGGAUACUACGACACCACCUCGAAUGAGAAUCCGUGGGAACAUCUUGAGAAAGCCAUGGGGCUCGAAACGGGCGUUUCUUGGGUUGCCAGGAAAUCACAAACACCAGCGGCGACUUGA
This is a messenger RNA of Ustilaginoidea virens, 579 nucleotides long. RefSeq lists its product as uncharacterized. The record is from RefSeq and is a predicted model, not a curated record. Lineage: Eukaryota; Fungi; Ascomycota; Sordariomycetes; Hypocreales; Clavicipitaceae. Bases 1 to 579 code for a protein of 192 amino acids. The transcript has a single exon.